Molecule: messenger RNA, 1756 nt
Organism: Coregonus clupeaformis (lake whitefish)
Lineage: Eukaryota; Metazoa; Chordata; Actinopteri; Salmoniformes; Salmonidae
Exons: 3
Coding region: 489-1247 (252 amino acids)
Source: RefSeq, a predicted model, not a curated record
GAAAAUGGUUGCUCUGUUGUAGUUUUGGGUGUGUAGCUAGCUAAAGUAUUUUUAAUAUAAUAGCUAGCUAAUUCAUCACAAAGUUUGGGGAUACACAAUUCGGUCAACAUUUUUAUUUAUUUCACGUACAAGGUUAGAUUUGAACUUGUACGUUGUAGUUGUGUGCACUUUACUAUAUUCGUUGAGGCUAAACGUUAGAUGGUCCGCAGCAGUAGAGCUAGCUAGUUUAGCUAGCAUCAAUCCGACUUUCGUCAACUCCUCUCGUUGCGUGAUUCAGUUGUCCGUCAGUUGAUCAGAAAAUCCUGAAAAUAAUAUCACAUAGUGGCCACCGUUUUUGAUAUUAGGUCGGUUUGUUCAACCUUUGAAAAUUGAAGUUACGUUAGCAACCUCGUAAACAAAUGCGGCACCAUGUUAGCGGGAGUUGUGUUCCCUAGAAUUGGAAGUGGCAUUUCCGGCGGCGUGAAAAGGGCCCUUUCUUGGCCCUAGGUAUGGAGGAGAACGAGGCACUGGAGAUCUACUGCAGGAGAAUGAUAACACAGGUCAACAAUCAACUGAACCCAGAAACAGAAGGAGAGAGGGGGAGGAGAAAGAGCCAGGAGGAGAGGGGGGAAGAGGGGGAGAGAGCAGCCCCCAGAGGGAGGAGGAGGCAGGAGUUGCAGAGUGAGACCUGUAGGAGGAUGAUCAUACAAGUACACAGAAAACAGAACACAGAAACUACAGCAGCGAGUGAGAGGAGAGAGAGGCAGAAGGAAAAGAGGGGGUGUGAGGACCUUGCAGGAGAGCCCCGGCCUGCAGCCCAGCCCCAGCCCCAGCUUCAACCUGAGCAUGUCCCUUUACAGCUCAUUUCUGCCCUGAAGAUGAAGUCUUUCACAGAGGAGAUGAGACGGGCCAUGGACACAGAGCUGCAUGACCCAUCAGUGUGUGGAGUGUGUGUGCAGCAGCAGGCAGCCUUGUCCCUGAACACCUUCAUCAGGAGGAAGACGACUCAACUAGACGCUAACACACUGGAGGAUAGACUACACACACACCUCUACAACAGGGACGCUGUGUGUCUGUGGGGAGAGUUGGUAAGGGGUCUCCCCAAGCCCUCUGACGCCCCCAGCAGGAUCUGGGAACAACUGCAGGCCAGGGGGAAACGCACACAGCAACCUGGGGUUUCCUUGGCGACAGAACAGGAAUCUGGAUGUACCCAGACAAGAGAAUGUCAAUCUGGGCUUAACCUGACGACAGUACAAGAACUGAGCUAAAGGUACCCUCAUGCUGGCCAUGUGACUGAGCAUAUCAGAAAUGGCACCCUUUUCCCUAUGUAGUGAACUACUCUUGCGUCGAGCCAGCCCUAUGUGGAAGUGUGGAUUGCAGCCUGUGACUUUCAGCGAGUGCCACUGAUCAUCUGUAUUGUGAGGAGAUUGCUCUUAAAGUGUAAAAGAAAAUACAAUUCCAACUGCAGUACAAAAUACAUGUUUUAUUUAUUAUUGUAUUAAAGUUUCACAUACAACACUGUUAAAAGCAAAUAAGCAUCAUGGUUUUCUCAGUCCUUGACAGUCCCUUAUGCCUUAAGUAAACAUUAGAACAACUUCCUGGGUUAUACACUCCAACGAUGAACCCACUUUCAUAUCAUCACAAACAGUUACAACACAGUCAUUAUAGUUCAGCCAUGGAAAGUGUUCAUGUUAAAUACAGAGUAACAAGUAAAUUCAGUCCGUUUUACAUUUCUAAUGCCAGAACCAAUAGCAACAUUGGCUGAAGAACGCUCAAC